Molecule: messenger RNA, 1583 nt
Organism: Fusarium odoratissimum NRRL 54006
Lineage: Eukaryota; Fungi; Ascomycota; Sordariomycetes; Hypocreales; Nectriaceae
Exons: 4
Coding region: 1-1533 (510 amino acids)
Biological process (GO): regulation of DNA-templated transcription
Molecular function (GO): zinc ion binding; DNA-binding transcription factor activity, RNA polymerase II-specific
Source: RefSeq, a predicted model, not a curated record
AUGCCCUCCCCCAUCGCAGAUCGCCGAAAAGCGCGUUCCAAAAACGGAUGUUUGACAUGUCGUAUUCGAAAAGUCAAGUGUGAUGAACAAAGACCAGUUUGUAAACGCUGUGAGAACAGUCCUAACAAGUGUGAAUGGCUUGAACCGGGCCAGGCACUUAGUGCAAGGGGGAAGAGGGUUGAGAGUCCUGCGUACGGAAGUCCGAGAUUGCUUGCGUCUAGUGAAUCGCCUGCGAGUUUUGACUCGGGAAGUCCUGUUUCACCAGCGAGCGGACAUGACUUUCCACGGUCGCAUUUAGCAGCGGCGCAUAUACCGCUUGCGAAUUCACUGCAGUUGAGUGAGCAGGACAGAGCGGCCUUUGCGUACAUCCCUUAUUCGACUAUGGUGGUGAGUUACGGAAAGCUCUGGCCGUGGAGUUGUUUCUCGUAUAUCUAUGCGAAUAUCGCGAGUGUGUAUCCCGGCGUGAUGAGGAGUUUUAUCGCAGUUGCGAAUAUGGAGCUACGAGCGAGGGAUCUUCUUGAGGCGGGUGCUUCGGAGAGGGCGAGUCGGCUUGGCGCUUCAGCAGCGGUGCAUUAUACACAGGCAUUGAAGGAUCUGUCGUCGUUGUUGGAUCGUAUUUGUCAGACGCCGGAGCAGAACUGUGAUAUCGAUGCGUUGUUUACGAUGUGGUUUCUAAUCAUGAGGUAUGAGGCUUGUGAUUCCGAGACUACGGGGGCGUCGUUGCUGCAUCUUGAUGGGAUACGGUUGUUCUUGAGGCCGUAUUUGCGGGAUGAUGGACAGGCGACUGAGAAGAAGCUACCUUGUGUUGCGCAGGCGAUGUUACUGUAUACGUUAUACCUCGACGCGGACUCGGCAACAGGCAACAUGAACAGCGGACAGUUCUGUCUUGACUUUCUAUCGCGCGAUGCUCAUGACUACAUCUCACAUGAACAUCUCUUCCUCAGUGUCAGAUCAGCUCUUCCCAAAAUGUGGGGUGAACAAUAUCCUAUAUCAGAACUCCUCGACGAUUUGGAGAACUACCGCCCUCUUCGCUUAUAUCAUCUAUGUCAAGGAUCAAAGCUUGAGCUCCUCAGACUAGCACGGUCAAAAACGCACGGUGGAUAUGAUGAUCUGAAAAAACUCUGGCGACAUGUCGAAAGCUUCGGUGACGAAUUCGCCGAUAUCCUCCUCCUAGCAAAGAAAACACCCUCCUCCGGCGGAAAACGUCUCAUGUGGACAGUCUACGCCGCUGCCCUCGACUUCCACGCCCUGCAGAUCCUCUGCUCCAGCCUAGACACCUACAACGAAACGCCCUUCAAGCCCGAGCCCUCCCUAUCCUACAUCUUCAGCGUCGCCACAAAAGCCCUCGAAGAAGACCCCCGCCAGGUGUAUCGUUUUAUGUGGUCGCUCUCUGUAGCACUCAGCAAGAUGAAUCAGGCUUGGUUAUCUACGCAGCUUGCUAAAGCGAGGGUUUUACUACCGCGGUUUGGAGUUCCGGGGUUGAUACUUGAGCAGUGUGUGGGGUUGCAUGUCAGUAACGAGGGAGCACAGUAACUCGUUUAUUCUUGUAUGACCUUGUAAUUAAAAGUUUAUAGAUUUGCUUU